CGCUGUAAACAGGCAACGACAUCAAGACACAAACCUUGCACCUUUAACAUGUCUAAGAUGAAUAACGUCGAGUUUGAGCGUUUAGAUAGCUUGGAGGGCUGGGUCGCUAUUAAAAGUAACCUGUUUGAAGAAAAAGAGACGUUUAAGCUGGGAUUUAUAGUGCAGUGGAAUGUGAUCGAGUCCAAGUUUGCUGUCACCUGUCACAACAGAACACUGCAACGGCAGAAACGUAAAGACGAAGUCGUGGUCGGUGACAAAGAGACGAGCUGGGCUGGACUGUUCUCUGUAAACGACCUGGGAAAUAUUCAUCAACAGCUAACGUGCGUUGCCGAUGUCUUAGGACCUUAUUUUCCCGAUUUAUCCGAGUUUGAAGAGGGGAAUAUUUGGGACUUGAUAUUCCCGAGUCGGAGAUCGAGUCUGGACGACGGUUUAAGGGAUUUUGACAUGUCCUGUCGAAGACUUGAAAAAUAUUUCAGCACGGCUAUUGAUGUCUGUGGGCGCAAGAUAGUGCUCGACUUGUUGUUCUCACAGGACGAGCGAGAUGUCGACGAAUACUUCGAAAAUCUACAGGAGUUUAAGAAGAAGACGUUACAGGAAGAGGUGUCGAGGGCAAAGGACCACCUGCGAAGACUUCUGCAGCGCCACAGUGAGGUUGACAGAAUGGUUCUGCUCCUCAGCAUCUACCAGGAAGAGGACCAGGCCUACCACGAGCUGGUCACAGUCGCCACCACCUUCUUUCAGUACCUACUCCAGCCAUUCAGAGACAUGAGAGAGCUUGCCUGCCUCUACAAGAUGGAGAUCCUGAAGUCAUUGGAUUUUGAGGAGUUGGGUCCUAAGAGAAUUGCAACUCUGGAGAAGGAGGCGGAAGAAUGGAGGAGACGAGCAGAGGACGCAGUCUCCUCAAUUCAGGACAUCACCGUUAGCUAUUUUGUACAGACCUCAAAGGCCCUGGCUGGUAUGUUAAAGCAGAUGGAAGAGGAUAAGUGUCGUUUUGGACCUGCUGCUUGGGCAUCAGCCACUCCUAGACUCGAGAAACUGCGCUUCCUAUUGGCCAAAGAAACCCUGCAGCAUAUGAGAGCCACAGAGAUGUGCCUCAACCGCAAAAAAGACAGCAUCAGAGAAAGAUUGGAAGGUCUUGGCAAGGACUGUGGACCACUGUCUGGGUCUGCAUCUAGUAGCGGCCAGCAGCAGAAGACCGUGGACCAGCUAGAGCUGCAGUUUUAUGAGGCCCAGUUGGAACUCUACGACACCAAAUUCGAGAUCCUGAAAAACGAGGAGCAGCUGCUGGUGGCCCAGAUAGACACCCUGCGAAGGCAGAUUAGAGAAUUGAAGGAGGAAGUGGUGUAUUAUGACGUGUGCGAGGAUCCAGAGGAGUUAAGGAGCCUGGUCCACACAGGCAUACAGCAGCUAGGCUCUACCGAUGUCAAUCAGCUGAGAAGACGCCUACAGACACUAGAGACCAAGAGAGGCAACAUCUGUGCCAGGCGAGCUUACCUCCGCAACAAGAAGGAUCAGUGCAUGGAGGCCCAUGAGCAGAAGCAGCAUACAGCUGAGGAAAGCUCCAUACAUUUCAAACAGCACCAUCAAGUCCACCUGAGGCGAGAAAUGAAGAAAGAAGAGGAGCAGAGGAGGAAGGAGUGGGUGGACCAGGAGAGAGAGAAGACCCUCAGUCGACUACGAUCCUUCAGAGAGAAGCGACAGGGCCAGUAUGUCCUGAAGACUCCUCAGCCCAAGAUAUCUGCACCAAUGGAGCUGGCAUGUUCUGACCCCUCUCAGCCACUUUCCAUUAUCAGCCUUGAUCCCCCUUCCACCUGUGGAUUUUCUGCACCCACCAAAAGGAGAACACCCAAGAAACAACAGUCCCCCAAACCCAAAGACAUCCCUGUCCAAAUCUACACCCCACCACCACCACCAUCAUCAUCAACAGCAAACCCUCUUGCAACCACAGCACUGCCUCCCCCACCCCCACCCCCACCCCCACCAUUACCACCUCUGACUUCCCCUCCUUCACCUUUGACUGCCCCCCCUCCCUCCCAGGACACACCAGUGCCACUCAGUGAGAAGGAGACUGCCCCUUUCCCUGCCAGGAACACCCUCAAAGACAACAUAGGAACGAUGGACGAGGUGCUGGCCUCAUUGCAGCGUGGGCAAAUCCAGCUUCGGAAGGCUCCAAGCCCCCGUUCCCCUGCGAGAGCGCCAUCUGCAGGGGACUUGAGGAACAACCUGAUGUUGGCGAUCCGACAGGGAGUUACCCUGAAGAAGGUGAUCCCUGUGCGUGCCGAAGCCCAGCACAGCGGUGACAACGAGCUGGAGCGCAGCAUCAAAGCUGCCAUGCAGAGGAUGAAGAAGGUGUCAGCCAACUCUGAUGACGAGGACGGAGAUGAUCAGACACAGUCUUCAGAAUGGGACAGUUGAGAAUAUGCAUAUAUAUACACACACACACACACAAAAACACUAGUGAAGAGAUUCCCUGAAGUCGGUUAUUCUGACUUUGAUUGUUUUAAAAAAAUGAACUUAAUUAUCCUCCCCUGUGCAUAAGUGUGGAGCAAUUACAGUCACCGUGCCUGAGAUAAGAUGGGAAAUGCAUUUAUGACAAUGCAGUGUAGAAAAAUCGCACGUUUUUUCUGCAUUUCUUUACUUUCCUGGGCAACAACACACAUGUUGCCUGGUUUCCAUCUUUUGCACUGAUUAAAAUCUGCUGGUCAUAUUUGCCACGUCAACAUAACCCGGAGGUGUUAGAUAUACCACCAAAAGUGUUUUAAAUCAAAAUAGUUGAGCUAGAGUUUAAGCAAGAGGUUUGUCUUUUUUCAGGGUUGUUGGUUUACAGAAAUCCCAAGCUGAUCUAGAACAGCCAAGUAGUAGUAUGCAAUGGAUGGAGCCAUGUCUCUGUGAGCCUUUUGUGACACUGACACUGACAAAGGAGGAAAAAAAACUCACACAAACGGGGGAAGUAGAACAGAACACCCUGUGAGGCAAAGAAGACUGGGAAACCGUUUGAAACAACUGGAACUCCACUGUCCUUGAAUACACAUUUAUCUCUUUGCUGACUGCACUCAGCAGCUGACAUCUAUGAGUUUAGACAAUAGUCUGUAAAGCACUUUUUUUUGUUGCUUAGAUACUUUGUGAGAGCUGCAGAAAAUCAUAGGUUGCAUAGCUUUUACAGUUUAUUGUCUUAAAAAACUGAACAAUUGAUCAUGAAGUCUUGUAGUGCAGUACAGUUAAUUGCAAUCUACAUUUUAAUGCCAUUAUUAAUGUUGGAGACUGCCACAUGUAGUGUCCCCGUCUUGUCUCUUGAAAUGAGAACUUUUUAAACGUUUGCCUAAUAUUUUAAAAUAUGAGGUAUAAGCUUAGCUAAGACAUUCAUUACAUGAUCUUAUGUCUUCCUCCAUGAUGCCAUAACAAAUGGAGCUUGAAUGUUGAACUGUUUUGCCUUUUGUAACCAACAGUUUUUCAUUAAACACGACACAUGGGUGAUGCAUAAAUAUAUUUGCAUUCCAGUUUAACAUGCUCUGCUUACUCACAUAUCCCGAGCAAAAUCUUUGAUGAGCAAGUUGAUAAGAGAUUCUUGAUGGUCAGGGCCCAACGUAAUGCUUUUGACCUUUGAACCAGAGUCGCAGCACUUGAUUUUUUUUUCUUACCUCUCAAAGAGAUGAUGCUAUAACAGCUAAGAGAGCAAUGAAGCACUGAUCCCUUUUUUUUCCUUUUUCUUCGUUUUCCAUUGGAGUUAUAAGAAAAACAGUCGUGUUCAAAUGCCUUGAGGAUUAGGACAUUGGAUGCUAUACUGUGCAUUAUUAAAAGAUUUCC
This is a messenger RNA of Lampris incognitus (smalleye Pacific opah), 3804 nucleotides long. RefSeq names its product WASP homolog-associated protein with actin, membranes and microtubules. The transcript has 11 exons. Gene Ontology annotation, cellular component: endoplasmic reticulum-Golgi intermediate compartment membrane; cytoplasm. Gene Ontology annotation, biological process: Arp2/3 complex-mediated actin nucleation; endoplasmic reticulum to Golgi vesicle-mediated transport. Lineage: Eukaryota; Metazoa; Chordata; Actinopteri; Lampriformes; Lampridae. Gene Ontology annotation, molecular function: actin binding; Arp2/3 complex binding. The coding region runs from base 49 to 2415 and encodes 788 amino acids. The record is from RefSeq and is a predicted model, not a curated record.